ACCUUCUGGGGGGAAGGGGGGAGCGGGUACCUGGUUUUGACAGGUUCCCACUUCUGGCUUACUUCAUCCGAUCUUACCUGUUCCUCGAUCCAGCCGCGCGCUGUCUUCCCGGCUUCUGUAAUGGCGCUCAGCAUGACAGCCGGGUGCCCAGUGCGCAUGAGCGAGAAGCACUUGCGCUUUGUGAUUGGUCCGGCGGCUUCUGGGAUCUGUCAUGUGUCCCAGGUACCCCAUUACCAUUCACAAAGCGCACCGCUUCUCGCGCAUGCGCACUGGGCACCCGGCUGUCAUGCCCAGUGCCCACACUACAGAAGCCGGGAAGACAGCACGCCGCUGGAUAGAGGAACAGGUAAGGUCCCGCUGCAGAGCUGA
Messenger RNA from Staurois parvus, 369 nucleotides. NCBI's taxonomy places the organism in Eukaryota, Metazoa, Chordata, Amphibia, Anura, Ranidae. The record is from the annotation of a GenBank genome assembly.